UACAACAAAACAAACAUGUCCAAACCAAAAAGCGUUUUCGAAAUCACAAAAAAAUAAAGCCAUAAUUGCAACGUAACAGUGAUCAUAGGGACUGUGCCUAAACAGGUUGUCAUAAGCUAUAGGGGUACACCUGGGCAGAAGGGUGCAGUACAGAAAAAGCUCCAGCCAUCGCCAAGAUGCACUGGUCGAAUAAUCCGCAUGACCAACAUGAUAUGGGGAGGUCCUCAUUUAUUGGAUAAGCACCAUCAUGGGAGUCUCCUUGUUGUCAACGUGGAUUUUUGAGAAGAUUCUGCACUUUGAUUUAAAAAAGAAUGCACUACUUGGUUAAUCUUUUUUAUUUCAAAUAUAUAAGUUCAAAUCUAAAAUGUAUUAAUCUCCAACAUCCCAUCAGAAUGGCGUGCACGGUGACUGCCCCAUUGCUGGGGCAAAGUGGGAACUUCUCGGCGUGGCUGGAGGCGCAGGGCGUGAACGCGGAGGUGGCCCAGGCCAUGAACUCGGAGCUGGGCAUCCGGGACUACGGGGUCCUGCGCGCCUGCGUCGGGGACGGCCUCGUGCGGGCCGAGCUGCUGGCCACGGCACGCGACCGCCUGCCCUUCGGCUUCUACGCCGUGCUGCGGCAGGUGGUGAAGGCCCUGCGGGGCGCUGAGCCGCACGAUGCUGGAACGCCGUGCUGGAACGAUGCUGGCGCCGCUUCCACAUCCUCUCCUGGAGACGUGAUGCUGGGAGGCCUGAUGGACGUGCUGCUCGCGCUGUUUAGCAGCUUGAGCCGGGAACUGCUACUGUCCGUGCAGAGGAUUGGGGAAUUGGAUGGAGUUAAACAUCCCACAGCUUCAACUGAAAUAUCCUAUAGUCUUGAAGACGAGACCAUUGAAACGAAUCAUAAUCCGAGUGUGGAAAAUGACAAUGGAGAAGAUGGGUCAACUCUGUACCCAAGUGACCUCACAUCCGGAUUGGCUGUGAAUCACAUCAAAACGGAAUUCUUUGCAGAUUCCGAAGGUGAACAUAACUUGGGUGACCACCCUGACCUCUCUGGUCCAGACCUCUGUCAGCAACCACAGCAUGAAAUGGGUGAAAUGCAUGGUGAAGAAACAGCUGGCACCUCUGGCUCCAUGAAGACUGAGCAGCAACACUCACAUUUUCAGAACGAUAUGGACAAGGUCACGGAAAACUACAGCCAAAAUACCAUUUCCAUCAACGAGGGAGAGCCGUGCGAUUUUAAGCUUGACAAUCAGAAUGCCCCAACUCCUCGACCAGGAUGUACUGGAGAGAAACUGCCACUCAGUUGCGAGGUGUGUGGGCGUGUGUUCUCCAGGUCCAGCAAUCUGAAGGGCCACCUGCUCACACACACGGGUGAGAAACCACACCGCUGUGAUGUGUGUGGGCGCAGGUUUUUGCGUGCCAGUGUCCUGAAGACCCACCAAUACGUGCAUACGGGCGAGAAGCCGUUCCGCUGCGAGGUGUGCGGGCGUGGCUUCCUGCGCGCCACCGAACUGAAGGUGCACCAUCGCAAGCACACGGGCGAGAAGCCAUACAGCUGCCAGGUGUGCGGGCAAGGCUUCAUGCUGCCCAGUGUCCUGAAGAUCCACCUGCGCACGCACACGGGCGAGAAGCCGUGUAUAUGCCAAGUGUGCGGACAUCGCUGCCUGCAGCCCUGCGACCUGAAGAGGCACAUGCAGAUGCACACGGGCGAGAAGCCGUACUCUUGCAGGGUGUGCGGGCAGUGCUUCGCUCGAAGCAAUUACAUGAAGAACCACGAGCGAACACGACAUGGCCUGGAGAGAUCACAAAAAGAUGUUUGACAUUGUCCCCACUUGCAUGUCUCGUGCAUGAUCUGUACCCCAGGUGACCCAGCGAUAGUGAGCGGCUCUCAAUCAGAAGGUUGCGAGUUCAAAUCCUCGGUUGGGGGUUGACUUGGCCCAUCCUUUGUUCAGGGCACGUUAAAAUGAGUACCGUUCAAAUGUGUAGCACUGCAUACACCCCAGUGUUGUAUGGAGUGGCCAAUGGGUGUAGCCUUCACAUUAGCCGCACUCCCCAUGCUUUGGGGUAACUUAGUGGUCUUUGACCACCAUACUUGCACUCAGCUCUUGUGCCUCCAAGUUAGCUGCUUGUGUGCGGCAUUGAGUACACCCUGGUACAUUGCUAAGGGGCCGUUCAUAAAUGACGUCAUGCACCUGGGGGGGGGGGUCAGACAUUUGUGACGGGG
Molecule: messenger RNA, 2203 nt
Organism: Petromyzon marinus (sea lamprey)
Lineage: Eukaryota; Metazoa; Chordata; Hyperoartia; Petromyzontiformes; Petromyzontidae
Source: RefSeq, a predicted model, not a curated record